Messenger RNA from Mytilus trossulus (common blue mussel), 1454 nucleotides. Its product is annotated as dual specificity protein phosphatase 18-like. Gene Ontology annotation, biological process: protein dephosphorylation. Gene Ontology annotation, molecular function: protein tyrosine/serine/threonine phosphatase activity. Bases 432 to 1046 code for a protein of 204 amino acids. The transcript has 2 exons. Gene Ontology annotation, cellular component: cytoplasm. The record is from RefSeq and is a predicted model, not a curated record. Lineage: Eukaryota; Metazoa; Mollusca; Bivalvia; Mytilida; Mytilidae.
UUGUAAAUUAAUGCACAUGGAUCAUUUAACAUCGCUGUUUAGAUACAGAUAAACAUCAAUGGUUAUUUUAAGUCUCAACCAGUAAUUUGCAUAUGAAAACGAUAUACUUCAAUUGCGAAAUGAGAAUGCACUUGUUGUGAUAUGUUUAUGGACGCACUUUACAAAAAGUAAAAAGAAAGCAAUAGUGAGAUAUUGACUAAUUAAUAUACACUGAAUAAACUGAUCACAAUUUUUACUGCUUGGGACAAAUAAUGUCGAUAUAGAUAGAGGGUAUUUAAAUCAUUUGAGAGAUUCUGUACUUACGUUUACAUAUAUACGUCUUCUUGGUCGAGAGGAAUAACUAAGCAUUUAAUCGCGUGUUGCUUAUUUUUAGAACUUUGAAGAUCAAUAUGGCUGCCACACUUUAGAAUCUAACAGAAUAAAAAGAAAAAAUGAAAGGCUUUAAUUCUGUAGCUCAGUUACGGGAAUAUUUGUUUCUAAGUGGUGUUGCAUCUAUCAAUGAAUACAGACUGAAGAAGUACGGUAUUACGCACGUGUUGAAUACAGCAACUGAGCUAAAAGAUUUUCAAUAUCCCUCUGGUAUAACUAAUAUUUUGCGCGUUGAAAUGAAAGACAGUGCUUCAGAAAAUUUAUUGAAAUAUAUAGACGAGUGUAUUGACUAUAUUCACAUGGUUAGAAACAAUGGCGGGAAAGUACUCGUGCAUUGUAUUGCAGGCAUGAGUAGGUCAGUCAGUGUCUGCUUAGCAUAUCUUGUGAAAUAUGAUAGUAUGACUUUAAAGGAUGCAUAUGAUCAUGUGUUCAAUGAAAGACGUUUUAUUCACCCAAAUCAAGGAUUUUGGAAGAGUUUGAUAUCAUUUGAGGAAGAAAAGACUGGAAAGAACACAGUUGAAAUUCGUCCAUAUAUUUGUGGAUGGGAAAUUAAUGUUAUAGAAUAUGAGACAGAUUUAAGAAUAGUAAAUGGGUGGUUAGAAGAUUUGUUUAAAUUCUUGUUCACGCCGUUUUUGAUACUAGUUAUGCAAAUAGUAUGGACUGGAUUUUAUAGCUGAUAUAAAAUGAUAUAAAAUCACAUCAACAAAAUAUGAUAUACCAUUCCAUUGUAGCUAACUCUGACCGCAAGACAAUGUAGGAUUUUCCAAGACUUGCAACAAUCGUUGGUAAACGCAAAGGAAGCGUGAAAUUUAAAUGACUAAGGCAUGUAACACCACUUGAUGAGAUGACGUCUACUGAAAGUUCCAAAGUUGACUAGAUGAAGGAGUCGUUUGCAACACUAUUGUGCCAUUGCUAGAGACGUUUCCGAGAUAAUUCAAAUGUUUAGUUGAGACAUUUUUCUACCAAAUGUUGAGAAUAGGUAUUACAGGACUGUAUUUGACGGUCACAUAUGUUCGUUUCAUUGUCUCCAUACCGUCGCCACAUGCGACCGCAUUAUCCUUUAUUCACAUUUGUAAUUUGUCAAA